GCCCCCGCCAACUCGGCCCAAAUAUCGCGAGAGCCCGUCCCGGCGUGGCCCGUCCCGGCGUGGCUUGCCUGGCUCUCGCGAGCGCCGCGCUCUUUCUCUUCCUUCGCCGCCGCCGACAAGAUGCCUUCCCGCCUGCGGAAGACGCGGAAGCUGCGGGGACACGUUAGCCACGGCCACGGCCGCAUCGGCAAGCAUAGGAAACAUCCUGGAGGCCGUGGUAAUGCGGGUGGUAUGCACCAUCACAGGAUUAACUUUGAUAAAUAUCAUCCUGGUUACUUUGGAAAAGUAGGCAUGAGGCACUAUCACUUGAAGAAAAAUCAAAAGUUUUGUCCUACUGUCAAUUUGGAUAAACUAUGGACGCUUGUUAGUGAGCAGACUAGGCUCAAUUACGCCAAAAACCAGGCUGGACUUGCCCCAGUCAUCGAUGUUGUACGCUCAGGAUAUUACAAAGUCCUGGGCAAGGGGAAGCUGCCAAAACAGCCUGUAAUUGUGAAAGCAAAGUUUUUCAGCAGAAGAGCAGAAGAGAAAAUCAAAGAAGUUGGUGGUGCCUGUGUGCUUGUGGCAUAAAGGCCUUCAUGUUUUAUUCAACUUUUUGAAUAAAGACAAUGUGUAAAA
Rhea pennata is the source of this 615-nucleotide messenger RNA. RefSeq names its product ribosomal protein L27a (gene RPL27A). Gene Ontology annotation, molecular function: structural constituent of ribosome. The transcript has 5 exons. Gene Ontology annotation, cellular component: ribosome; cytosolic large ribosomal subunit. Bases 121 to 567 code for a protein of 148 amino acids. The record is from RefSeq and is a predicted model, not a curated record. Gene Ontology annotation, biological process: translation. NCBI's taxonomy places the organism in Eukaryota, Metazoa, Chordata, Aves, Rheiformes, Rheidae.